Molecule: messenger RNA, 1194 nt
Organism: Penicillium olsonii
Lineage: Eukaryota; Fungi; Ascomycota; Eurotiomycetes; Eurotiales; Aspergillaceae
Source: the annotation of a GenBank genome assembly
AUGAGUGAAGGCGAGAAGGUCCGCGCCUCUGGCGAGACUCCCCGGGAGCAGUCUUUGCCUACUGUCAACCCCGCCACCGAGAAGGAGCAGCCCAGCGCCUCCUUCCACCCCGCGGUCUACGUGACGACGUGGAUUACUCUGAGUUCCGCGGUUAUCUUGUUCAACAAAUGGCUCCUCCACAAGAAGCAAUUCAGCUACCCCAUCAUCCUUACAACAUGGCACCUGACCUUCGCUACCAUUAUGACCCAGAUCCUCGCUCGCACGACCACGGUGUUGGAUGGCCGCAAGAAGGUCAAGAUGACCGGCCGUGUCUACCUCCGCGCGAUUGUCCCCAUCGGUGUGAUGUUCAGUCUGAGCUUGAUCUGCGGUAACAUGACAUACCUGUACUUGAGUGUUUCCUUCAUUCAGAUGCUGAAGGCCACUACCCCCGUUGCGGUGCUGCUGGCAACCUGGGGUAUGGGCUUGGCCCCGGCCAACAUGAAGGUGCUGGGCAACGUCUCCAUCAUCGUCAUUGGUGUCGUCAUUGCCUCCAUUGGUGAGCUUCAGUUCAACCUGGUCGGUUUCCUCUACCAGCUGGGUGGUAUUGUCUUCGAGGCUACCCGCCUGGUCAUGGUGCAGGGUCUUUUGAGCUCCGCGGAUUUCAAGAUGGACCCCAUGGUCUCUCUGUACUACUUUGCCCCCAUCUGUGCCGUUCUUAACGGUGCCGUGGCCCUCUUCCUUGAGAUCCCCAAGGUCACCAUGGCGGAAAUUUAUGCCGUCGGUGUUCCCAUCUUGAUCCUCAACGCUGUUAUUGCCUUCUUGCUGAACGUCUCCGUUGUCUUCUUGAUUGGCAAGACCUCUUCUCUCGUUAUGACCCUGUGCGGUGUCCUUAAGGAUAUCCUGUUGGUUGCUGCCUCGAUCAUGUUCUUCCACGAUCCCGUCUCCGGACAGCAGUUCUUCGGUUACUCCAUCGCCCUUGGAGGUCUUGUCUGGUACAAGCUUGGCGGUGACAAGAUGCGCGAGUACACCUCCGGUGCUUCUCGUGCCUGGGCUGAGUACGGCAACAACAAGCCCGCCCAGCGCCGCUUUGUGGUCAUUGGUGCCGCUCUCCUUGUCUUCUUCCUUUUCGUUGGAUCCAUGCGUCCCAACAACACCAUUGACGGCUAUGGUCGUGUCAAGAGCUACCUCGGUGGUGCUUCCUCUGGCAAUGCUUAA